This is a messenger RNA of Micropterus salmoides (largemouth bass), 10580 nucleotides long. It is a transcript of the gene cacna1db, whose product is annotated as calcium channel, voltage-dependent, L type, alpha 1D subunit, b. Gene Ontology annotation, cellular component: membrane; voltage-gated calcium channel complex. NCBI's taxonomy places the organism in Eukaryota, Metazoa, Chordata, Actinopteri, Centrarchiformes, Centrarchidae. Gene Ontology annotation, molecular function: high voltage-gated calcium channel activity. The record is from RefSeq and is a predicted model, not a curated record. The transcript is spliced from 47 exons. Gene Ontology annotation, biological process: calcium ion import across plasma membrane. The coding region runs from base 316 to 6909 and encodes 2197 amino acids.
UUUAUUUAGAUUUGGAUAGAAUAACCUACUUUAAAACCAUCAUUACACUCAGAAAGAAAAACGCACAAUUCUCUGAUCGCUUAUUUGGUCCAGUUGAGCUGCAGAUGCCUGCCUCUGUUUAGGGAACAUUGGAGCAGGGAUUUUAAUCGGAGGAUUAGGCUCUACCGUGAAACUGUUAUCCUCCAUACAGGCACAGGUAAUCCAAUCACUGGUAACCUUCCAGCACAGCUCCGACAACACAUUUCCUCUCGAAUCGCCGCGGAGUGAGGGUAGAAAACGGCGCUAUGAGGCCCCAGCGAAGAGCCAGGUGACAGAAUGCCGUUCAUUAUAAGGGGAAGACCCCUGAGGGGGGCACAGUAUGCCAACAACAGAAGGUCCACUCCCUCCACUGACGCCUCAGCGCUCUGGUCAGAAAGCCACACCCGUCUACACCAACUCCAUGCACCAGAGCCCCUGCAGGCCCCACCCAGCACUGGCAAACCUGUCGGCUCCUCCUGUGGCCUCCACGGGGCCAACAGUGGCAUUCAGGGCCUUGGUGGCACUGGUUCAGGUGUCAACCCUGUCUUUGCUUGGCAUGCUGCCAUUAACGCUGCUCGUCAAGCACAGGGCGAUGGUGCAAAGCCCGACAUGAGUUCACAGCCCUCAGUUUGCACCACUGCACCAGCUCCUGUGGGCUCACUGGCGCAGAGGAAGAGGCAGCAGUACGCCAAAAGCAAAAAGCAGGGAGGAUCUACUAACAGCAGACCGCCCAGAGCUCUGUUCUGCCUCACCCUCAACAACCCGAUCCGCAGGGCCUGCAUCAGCCUGGUGGAGUGGAAACCAUUUGAUAUCUUUAUACUGCUGUCUAUUUUUGCCAACUGUGUGGCCUUAGCCAUCUACAUCCCCUUUCCUGGAGACGACUCCAACUCUACCAACCAAGAACUGGAAACAGUAGAAUAUGCCUUCCUGAUCAUUUUCACUAUAGAGACAUUUCUAAAAAUUAUUGCCUAUGGUCUGGUCAUGCACCAAAACUCUUAUGUCAGAAAUGGCUGGAACAUGCUGGACUUCGUCAUCGUCAUUGUGGGGUUGUUCAGUGUGGUCCUGGAGAUGAUAACCAAAGACGCUGACUCUGGCGGCCAGUCUGGAGGCAAACCUGGGGGGUUUGACGUCAAGGCCCUUCGAGCCUUUCGCGUGCUACGACCCCUUCGCCUUGUCUCAGGAGUUCCCAGUUUACAGGUGGUUUUAAACUCCAUUAUUAAAGCCAUGGUUCCUCUGCUUCACAUCGCUUUGCUGGUCCUUUUCGUCAUUAUCAUCUACGCCAUCAUCGGCCUGGAGCUCUUUAUUGGCAAAAUGCAUGCCACGUGCUAUGUGAUACAAACAGGUGCCCUCGCGGAAGAAGAGGCCACGCCGUGUGCAGUAUCGGGGCAUGGCCGUCAUUGCCUGCUCAAUGGUACAGUUUGCAGAGAGGGCUGGCAAGGCCCCAACAAUGGCAUCACCAACUUCGACAAUUUUUUAUUUGCCAUGCUCACUGUAUUCCAGUGUAUCACCAUGGAGGGCUGGACCGACGUUCUCUACUGGAUGAAUGAUGCAAUGGGCUUUGAGCUGCCGUGGGUCUACUUUGUCAGUCUUGUGAUCUUUGGAUCCUUCUUUGUCCUCAACUUGGUUUUGGGUGUGUUGAGUGGAGAGUUUUCCAAAGAGCGAGAAAAGGCCAAAGCUCGGGGAGAUUUUCAGAAGCUACGUGAGAAGCAGCAGUUAGAGGAAGACCUGAAGGGCUACCUGGACUGGAUCACCCAGGCCGAGGACAUUGACCCCGAGAAUGAGGAGGAGGGAGACGAGGAGAGCAAGCGUAACCCGAGCAUGCCCACUAGUGAGACCGAGUCUGUGAACACAGAGAAUCACAAUGGAGUGGAGGACAAAUCACCCUGCUGUGGACCUCUGUGUCGUCAGUGGCGACGGUGGAACCGUUUCUGUCGCAGGAAGUGUCGUGCAGCCGUGAAAUCUGUAACGUUUUACUGGCUGGUCAUCAUCUUGGUGUUCCUCAACACUCUCACCAUUGCCUCUGAGCACUACAACCAGCCAGACUGGCUGACUGAAGUACAAGAUGUAGCCAACAAAGUUCUCCUGGCAAUGUUCACCUUGGAGAUGUUAGUGAAGAUGUACAGUUUGGGGCUGCAGGCCUACUUUGUGUCCCUGUUUAACCGCUUUGACUGUUUCGUGGUGUGUGGAGGCAUCAUAGAGACCAUCCUGGUGGAACUGGCCAUCAUGUCUCCGCUGGGCAUCUCUGUUUUCCGCUGCGUACGUCUCCUGAGGAUCUUCAAGGUUACACGUCAUUGGGCCUCUCUCAGUAACCUGGUGGCCUCUCUGCUCAACUCCAUGAAAUCCAUCGCCUCCUUGUUGUUGCUGCUCUUCCUCUUCAUCAUCAUUUUCUCCUUGCUUGGCAUGCAGCUUUUUGGGGGAAAGUUCAACUUUGACGAGACUGUGACCAAAAGGAGCACGUUUGAUAACUUCCCCCAGGCCCUGCUCACUGUGUUCCAGAUCUUGACAGGAGAAGACUGGAAUACGGUGAUGUAUGAUGGCAUCAUGGCGUACGGCGGUCCGGCCUCCUCUGGAAUGGUGGUCUGCAUUUACUUCAUCAUCCUCUUCAUCUGUGGAAACUACAUCCUGCUAAACGUCUUCUUGGCCAUUGCUGUUGACAACCUGGCAGAUGCGGAGAGCCUCAACACAGCACAGAAGGAGGAAGAAGAGGCCAAGAAGAGGAAGAAUAGUGCCAAGAAUGCAAGCACAGAUAAGAAGAGAGUUGAAAUAAACGAAGGGAAGGAUGGCGAGGCCACGGUGCCAGCAGCGGUCUUGCUGGAGGAAGACAAGGAGUUGUAUCCUACUGUUGACUCUCCAGUGUGCGACGAUGACAACAAUAACGAUGACCUCCCAGAAGUCCUGCCAGGGCCACGCCCUCAGAGGCUGUCUGAACUCAGCAUCAAAGAGAAGACACCCCCCAUCCCAAGGGGCAGUGCCUUCUUCAUCUUCAGCAGCACUAACCCGUUUCGUGUAUUCUGCCAUAAGCUGAUCAACCAUCAGAUUUUCACCAACCUUAUCCUGGUUUUCAUCAUGCUCAGCUCCGUCUCUCUGGCUGCUGAGGACCCAAUACGCAACUUCUCUGCUCGCAAUAUUAUCCUAGGCUAUGCAGACUAUGUCUUCACUAGUAUGUUUACAUUUGAGAUCCUUAUUAAGAUGACAGCGUUUGGAGCAUUCCUACAUAAAGGGGCAUUCUGCAGAAACUACUUCAAUCUUUUAGACCUGCUGGUCGUUGGUGUGUCUCUGGUCUCCUUUGGCAUUCAGUCCUCUGCAAUCUCAGUGGUGAAGAUUCUCCGUGUUUUGAGGGUCCUCCGUCCGCUCAGGGCCAUCAACAGAGCCAAGGGACUAAAGCACGUGGUCCAGUGUGUGUUUGUGGCCAUCAGGACCAUCGGCAACAUCAUGAUCGUCACCACGCUGCUGCAGUUCAUGUUCGCUUGUAUCGGAGUGCAGCUCUUCAAGGGGAAAUUUUAUCGCUGCACUGAUGACGCAAAGUCCAGCCCAGAGGAGUGCAAAGGUACCUACAUUCUCUACAACAACGGGGACACAGCGCUGCCCAUGGUGAAAGAGAGGAUCUGGUACAACAGUGACUUCAACUUUGACAACGUCCUCAUGGCCAUGAUGGCUCUUUUUACUGUCUCCACCUUUGAAGGAUGGCCCACUCUAUUGUACAAGGCCAUUGACUCUAACAGAGAGAACAUGGGUCCCAUCUACAACUACCGCAUCGAGAUCUCCAUCUUCUUCAUCAUCUACAUCAUCAUCAUCGCCUUCUUCAUGAUGAACAUCUUUGUCGGUUUUGUUAUCGUCACCUUUCAGGAGCAGGGAGAGAAGGAAUACAAGAACUGUGAGCUGGACAAGAACCAGCGUCAGUGUGUGGAAUAUGCUCUUAAAGCUCGUCCUCUGCGGCGCUACAUCCCCAAAAACCCCUACCAGUACAAGUUCUGGUAUGUGGUCAACUCUACUGGCUUUGAGUACGUCAUGUUUGUCCUAAUCAUCCUCAACACCCUGUGUCUGGCUAUUCAGCAUCAUGGUCAGUCUCAUCUGUUCAACUAUGCCAUGGACAUCCUCAACAUGGUCUUCACUGGGGUUUUCACUGUGGAGAUGAUCCUCAAGCUCAUCGCCUUCAAACCCAGAAACUAUUUUGCUGAUGCAUGGAACACGUUUGAUGCCUUAAUUGUUGUGGGUAGCGUGGUUGACAUUGCCAUCACUGAGAUCAAUAACACUGAGGACAGUGCUCGCAUCUCAAUCACCUUCUUCCGCCUGUUCAGAGUGAUGCGAUUGGUCAAACUGCUGAGCAGGGGGGAGGGCAUCAGGACUCUGCUAUGGACCUUCAUCAAGUCCUUCCAGGCUCUUCCCUAUGUUGCACUCCUAAUAGCCAUGCUGUUCUUCAUCUAUGCUGUAAUUGGAAUGCAGGUGUUUGGGAAAAUAGCAAUGGUGGAUGGAACACAAAUCAACCGCAACAACAACUUUCAAACCUUUCCUCAAGCUGUUCUGAUGCUCUUCAGGUGUGCCACAGGUGAGGCCUGGCAGGAGAUUAUGCUGGCCUGUCUGCCAGGGAAACUGUGUGAUUCAGAGUCGGACUACAACCCCGGAGAGGAGAGAACCUGCGGCAGCGGCUUCGCCAUUAUCUACUUCAUCAGCUUCUACAUGCUCUGUGCUUUCCUGAUCAUCAACCUCUUUGUAGCAGUCAUCAUGGAUAAUUUUGAUUAUCUGACCCGUGACUGGUCCAUUCUUGGGCCGCAUCACCUGGAUGAGUUUAAAAGGAUCUGGUCCGAAUACGACCCUGAAGCCAAGGGCAGGAUAAAGCACCUUGAUGUGGUGACUCUGCUGAGGAGGAUCCAGCCUCCACUGGGCUUUGGCAAGCUCUGCCCUCACAGAGUGGCCUGUAAGCGUCUGGUGGCGAUGAACAUGCCCCUUAACAGUGACGGAACUGUAAUGUUUAAUGCCACCUUGUUCGCUCUGGUCCGCACUGCUCUCAAGAUUAAGACUGAGGGUAACCUGGAGCAAGCCAAUGAGGAGCUUAGAGUUGUGAUCAAGAAGAUCUGGAAGAGAACCAGCAUGAAGCUGCUGGACCAAGUGGUGCCCCCUGCAGGUGAUGACGAGGUAACAGUGGGGAAGUUCUAUGCCACCUUCCUGAUACAGGACUACUUCAGGAAGUUCAAGAGGCGCAAAGAGCAAGGUCUUGUGGGUAGGCGCUCAUGGGAGAGGCUGAACACCACCAUGGCUCUACAGGCUGGCUUGCGCACGCUGCAUGACAUUGGACCAGAGAUCCGUCGAGCCAUAUCAUGUGACCUGCAACAGGAAGGGCUAGUAGAUGCAAAUGCAGAGGAAGAAGAGGAAAUCUACAGGCGUAAUGGCGGUCUUUUUGGGAACCAUGUCAACCAUGUCAGUGCGGACCAGCAAGGCUACUCCCACCUGACCACUGUCACCCAACGGCCGUUACAGAUCCUGCCCUUCUCCUGCAGUGCCUCAGUUGAACCCAUCCAAACAGGCAGGAGAGCCAGCGAAGAGGAGGAGACAGAUAUGAACUCUUCACACAUCCAGUAUAAUCAUCAUCAUCACACCCCUCAUCCAUAUAAUUAUCCUUACUGUAUUUCCACUUGCCAUCAAUCGCCAAUACCCUCCAAUGCCAACCUCAACAAUGCCAACGUGCCCUUACUUCUCUCCAUGACCAAUGGGAGGCAGCAGAAGUGUUUGUUAAGGCGAGACCGUCCAUCCUCCGCCAAAAAUGGAUCAUCAGUGUCCACUUGCAGCAAAGGAGUACAUGACAAGCUUUGGAAGUCACACUCCACAAGGACACGCUACUAUGAGGCCUACAUUAGGUCAGAAAGCAGUGGUGGACUCUACCCAACCAUUCGCCGCGAGGAACGGGGGGGCGGGGACAGUGAUGAUGAACGAGGCUCAGGAGAGUACUACAGCGGGGAGGAGUUUCAUGAUGAUGACAUCAUGCUGACAAGGGACAGGUUAUCCAACAAGGACCACCAUGAUGCAGAGGGAGACCUUGACCUUGAGGUUUCCAGGGGCGACCACCAGCCUGAUGGUUACUAUAACGAUGAACAACAGCCGAUCUGCCAAGAUGGCAGAAGGUCACCCAGGAGAUGGUUUUUACCUUCACCUCAAGCCUCCAACAGACCAACAUUCAGUUUUGAGUGUCUUCGCAGAAGAAAUAGUCAGGAUGAGGCUCCUCCCUCUCCAUCCUGCACAGCUCUUCCACUACACCUGGUGCAGCAACAGGUAAUGGCUGUGGCCGGUCUCGAUGCCAGCAGAAUUCACCACCUGUCUCCUGCACGGUCACUACGCUCCUGGGCCACACCUCCCGCAUCACCCAUCAGACGCGACUGCUCGCCCUGCUACACACCACUCAUACAGGUGGAUUGGCGCAGUUCCUGCAGCGUCGGCAGCAUCCCCACAGCAGUGAAGAGGAGUUCGUGGUAUACAGACGGCCAGGAAGGUCCUCCCAGCCGCAGUCACUCUCCGUCACGUCUGCAUUUGCCUGCAGAGAGCUGCUCACACUUCCUGCAGAAGAGAGGCAGCGCCAACAGUCUGGUGGAGGCUGUGUUGAUCUCCGAGGGUCUGGGGAAAUACGCCAGGGACCCCAAGUUUGUGUCAGUGACCAAACAUGAAAUUGCAGACGCCUGCGAGAUGACCAUCGAUGAGAUGGACAGCGCUGCUAGUAACCUCCUGAAUGGGAGUAUGGAUAACAGCAACACUGUGGGAACGGGGAAAGUCAGCUCGGACCCACAUGCCACCGCACUUCUUAGAGACAACAUUAUCCGUGACUACAGUGAUGAGGAGCCGUACGUGGCUGUGAAAUGCGAGGAGGACCUAACAGAUGAGAUGAUAUGCAUCACGUCGCUAUAGCAGCGGCUCACACUGGAUUAUUUAGGUUUUUUUCAAUUGAAUUUCGACUCCUAUUCCACAGUGAAGUGAUGUCUCUGUUCAAGGGAAUCCUGCUGCAGAAAAUAUAAAACACGGAUGGAUAAGAGAACAAAGUGCCUUGUUUUCUCUUUCUGUGGAGUGGAAACGUAGGAGAGGUUAGAGAAAUGGAUGGAUUCAUGAAAGACCUGAGAUACAUUCAGCAAAUAUUGAAACCAGAGAGAAUCACCUGCCAUUUAGCAGGAAUUCGGGAUACUCCCUGGAGGUUGUUUUCCAUUUACUUUAUUAUUAACAGUAAUUUCAUACAGCAGAAUAACCUGGCAGCUUCACCAAGCCGGCCCAAAGCUCAUAUGUUAGUUUGUCCAACAGCAGCUGAAAGCCGGACAGUUUGACAUACGGUAAUGGUGAUGUGAUAACAGUUACGUUAGAUGUGCAGUAUGUAAGCGCUUGGUUAUUCAUAAAUUUUUUUAUUGUUUUGGCACUUUACUGCAGCACAUAAAAUGAAAUUAAAAUAAAACAGCAAUGGCUUUAAUUUGUGGGUGUUUGCAGCAUAGUGGGUGAUCAAUGUUGGGAUUGUGUCAGUGUUCUUCUGCACUGUCCUAACAUAGUGUGACCUUGAGUCCUACACUGCUCACUCAAUAUGAAGAGGCAAUCCAACAGAAAACAUGUCUCUGACACUUACAGACUGCACUGAAUGAAAUGUGUCAGUCAGUGAGUGCUGCAAUCUGGUGGAGUGUUGGAGGGCGUCACAUUGAUGUCUCAAAGAGUGACGCUGGCUUUGCAAAGCUGCAUUUGUCCUGCUUCAAAAUGUCUUUGGCUAUCCAAUGAUUCCAAGACUCCCUGUAUUCAGCUGCGUUUCAUUUCAUGUAUAUAUGUGUGAUUUUAACCUUUAGUGGUCAUCUGCCACUGGUUAUCUACAUUACAGUCUGGCCUCCACAACUCAAAUAAUACAUAAAAUGUGCUACAAACAUAUAUAUUAUAUAUUUUUUGUUAAUGUAUUUCAGCUAAUCUCAGUGCAGACUGAUGAUCAGGCUGACCAAAGCCAUCACAGCCAGCAGGUAUGACUCCAGGAGCUGCUUGGGGUUCACAGUAGAUGGUUUCAGGGUUAAACGCUACUUGUGUACGUGUCUCAGUACUUGACUUGAAAAGGAAACGACAUAUCAACGAAAAAAAAUACUUUGUCCUCAGGCAUAUCUCUCUGUUUCUUGUGCUUGCUGAUAUGACACACAAAAGAACUUACCAUAAGCCCUUCCCCCUUUACACCAACUAAAGAGACACUGACAGAAAUUUUACUUGAUUACUUUAAAUACGCUGAAAGUAAAGGAAAAUUUAGGAUGAUAAUGUCCCAGACUUGUUUCUAUAGUGAUCUUUAACUUUUAUCAAAGCCCCUUGAAAACUGUGAGACCAUUUCAUUGUUAAAAACUCAGAAUAUGCAAUGAUUGACUUUACUCAGACCUGCUUUAGAGUAUUUGAACAAGAAUUUAUGAAAAUAAAACUGCCUGAACGUUCAUGCUUUGACAAUGUAAGAAGACUUACAUGUAUAGUAAUAUUUCUGUAUGGCACAUACAAAAUGAUGGUGUGUCACACAGUCUUACCAGUCUGAUAUGUGAAACUGCUGCAUGACACUUCAACUACUAAUAUGUUUUACCCAUCUGUGACCAAUCCUGAAAAGGAAACAUGAUGCAGAGAUUCCUGCCUCAUAGCUGAAGUCAUCAUGACAUUAUCGUCUGUCUGAUGUUAGUCUCGAGUCAUGUUUAGCGCAGUCUUUUACUGCGUCAACAGCUGGAAAGUUUUGCUUUAGGCAACUUAAGUUCUGUCAAUUGCACCUCACAUUUGAUGGGUUGCAUCUGCUAUAAUUAAGUGGAGUUUCUCACAGGCAUCUGAGCGCUUGUUUAAUGGUGAGGCAGAUGACAAAAGGAGAUCUUAAACACAAAGGUCUGACAUAUAUUUGCUGUUUGUCACUAUCUACAUAGUGUAUAUUUACGCCACAACAGAAAAGGAAACUAUUUUUUUUUUUCCUGACAAUAUAUAAAUUCAGUGUAUUGUUGGGUGUAUAUAAUGUGUUCUAUGAAUGAAAUGAUUUAUGUUAGCUGUUGCCUUUUUGGUGUACGAUUUAUUUUUGUUCCAACACCAGUUUGAGUGCACAAGAUGUGCAGAACAGCGGCUGUGUGUGAAGGGAGAACUUCACUACCUGCUCGUAGAUAAAAACACUGAAGAGAGGCAACAUUUCUCACCUGCUGCUCUUCACAUUUGCUCCACUACUGACCUGUGUUUGUCUACCAAUGCCAAUUGUAACAACGUCUUCAGGUCAACUUUUACAAACCAACUCUAGUAUCGUGGCAGGGCACUCUUGUUUUUCCUUUUUUUUCCUCAGUCUAAACACUGUUGCCAGGGCAACUUGUUUGUUCUGUGCAGUCAAAGGGCUCCUUCAGAUUCAAAACCAAAACAAGGGAUCAUUAAGUGCAUUUACACGCACGUCAAUAUUCAAAUAUUAUUCCAGAUACAACCAUGUCUUUCCAUUUUGAAGUUUUUGUAGUGUCACCAUUUCUGGUGACAUACGUUGAAAGGACAGUUUGCUGCUGUUGUGUUCUUGCAUACAGAUGAUACUGAUAUACAGAUUAAUUUAACCUACAUUGGGAUAUAAGCUAAUAUCUGGAAUAUGUACUGUAAAUUCACUCAAUCCUUCUUCUCUCCAGAAGAUUCACAUAUUUACAGGUUUUAAUGGCCAAAACAGCUGAUAAAUAUGACUUAUGCAUUUUCUAAUUGCAUGAAAAUCCGUGUUUAAUUAAGAUUUUGAACAAUUCUUAUUACCUCUGUAACUAUCCAGGUGUUGGUUAACGUGUCAGGGAAACUGUGGCAAAGCCUGCAUUUGCACAAAAGGGAAAAAAAGUUCUUUGAAGUAGUAAUAAUGUAAAAGCUUUUUGUGUUAAUCAUUUUCUACAGUGAUCUGAUUGGCCAUGAUUCAGUCACUGGUUAUGAUUGGUUAAUGGUUAUCAGAGACUCGCACCUCCGAAAACUCCAAAGACAGAAAAGUCAGAAAAUCAGGUGAUUACAGGAUUAUACUAAUUACAGGAUCAAAACCAAUUUUUAAUUAAAAAAUGAAUCAGUCAAUUAGUGCUAUCAUUGAUUGGUUUCACAAACAUCACUGUUUUAAAACAAUCUAAACUGACUGACCAAUACUGCACGACAUUGUACAGUCCAGAUUUACCAUGAGUCCCUGUGGCUCACAACAUGUCAGAAAAAGUAAUAGUAAUCUUUUUUUCACACUACAACUACCCAAAUACAUCAAAACUUUUAUCAGAGGAAACAGAGUGACAAAAAACAACACAAAGCUUUGUUGUGCAACUGACAGCUUUAUUUUAUUUUUGUACUGUUCCACUGCUUUACAGAUGUCUAUGGAAUGACAACAACAUAUACAAUCUGUACAGUGUUUGUAAAAAGUAAGUGAUUAACUUGAAAAUUUCUGCUUUCUAUCCAUUUGUUGUUUAGAAAUUUAAAAAUAUAGCUCUAUCUACUUUGUAGCAUCAGUACUAGUACCUUAUAGAUUUUGUACCAAACAAGAACCCUGUUUUGUACAUUUGAAUUAUUGCCUGAAAUGAACCUGCUGAGGAAUUUUGUAUGGUUCACUGAAUAAAGUCACACGGACAUGGACUGGA